Messenger RNA from Cladocopium goreaui, 2729 nucleotides. The record is from the annotation of a GenBank genome assembly. NCBI's taxonomy places the organism in Eukaryota, Dinophyceae, Suessiales, Symbiodiniaceae.
AUGUAUUCCACAAAAGGACGCCGACUCCGGCAGUUUGCAACAGUGUUGGCUGCCACGCAGGUGCGUCAACUGUUGCCGAGCACUUCAGCUGUCCCAACAUUGGCACAGCGCGUGAACAACGCACGGAAGUUACGUGAAGUUUAUCGACCAGGGUUUGCUUUCCCAGCUUGGAGUGUGGAUGACUUGCAAAGCGGUAAACUCGAAGAACUCGCCCAAACGGUCUCUGUGUAUUACCCCAUGGAUGCAGAUUUGAUGGAAGUGGAGGAACUAGUUAAACAGCGGGAACCUGUGAACAUUGCGAUGAGACGAUUGUAUGAUGAGGGCAGAAUGAAGGAGUAUUUUGGUUACAACAGAGGUGCUUACGAUCGAAGUUCCCCAGAAAGGUUGAUGCCAAAUAUUGCAAUCUACUGCAAGACUCCAAUGCAAUUCGGAAAUCAGCGGGAAGAGGUUCAUGUGGUCAAUGUGAUAGGAUUUGCGUUUGAUUCUCCCCAACAACCAGAUUAUCAACAUUUUCGCCAUAAAGGAGGAAUCCGAGAUCUGAUUCAAAAGAUGAACCAGAUGUGGGAAUAUGUGUUCUUUUGUGCACGAAACAAAGAGUUGGAUCGCGUUUACUUGCCAAACGUUGGUGGUGGUGCGUUCUUUGCGGGUUUGCGGGAGCACUGUAACUAUGAAUGGCUGAAACGUGAGUCUUUGGAGCCGGUCCGGCAAAGAUAUCCGGAUAUUGAGGUUUUUGACUUACCUCACAUCCCUGCUUGGGUCUUUUCUGAUGGACGGUCGUCUCUGAAGUGCAGUUUGCUUGUGAAUGCCUGGGACCCUUGGAGCAUGCUGCAGAUGUUUAGACUUCAAUACGAGAGAAGCACGCCAGCUUUUCCGUUUCGGGUUGCUCUCAUGGGCGUGACGGAUGUCGAAGGAGCCUUGGGUGACUCAAGGGGAACUGAUCAGCUGAAUGACCUCCGGAGACAAAUCAACGAGCUGCGGGAUUUCUUGGAGGUGCACUUGUCUCGUCACACAGAACUUCUGGAGAGUUUGCAAGAACCUCACGGAGGAGAGUCUAUGGGGCAGAUAGAGGCUGAGUUGCCGCCUGAGCCUGAGUUGGCUGAAGGUGAAGGUGAGGUUAAACAGCCUCCCCAAGAACACCAAGAGACAGACAAGAGGACUUCUUUUGCCGAUCGACAGGCAAUGUUGUGGAGUGGCUCUGUCGUUGGAAGAAGUUCGCUGGUUUCAGCAAGUAUUUUCCAUUUUAAAGCCAGGGCACACAUGCAAUCACUCAAACUACGUGCUAGUAAGCGCAAUCCGGCUCAGAGUUCUCAAGAAUUCGGCUGGCAGUCACUUGUCCGAGAUUUGGUGUUCUCCUCGCUCUUUUCAGCCAUCAUCACUGUGCUGAUUCUCGUGAACGUAAUUUUACUUGGUGUAGAGGUUGACCUUUACGCAUCGCUGGAUGUUAACCAGGAGGUACCAAGCUGGUAUGGGACAGCAAAUGCCAUCAUUGUGGGCAUUUUUGUUCUGGAGAUCGGCUUGAAAAUCUUUGCGCUGGGAUGCCGUGAUUUUUGGCGUGGCAGAGAUUCUGCUUGGAAUGUGCUGGAUUUCACGAUCGUUUUUAUUUCAGUCCUUGAUGUGGUGCUGCAGUUGCUGUCUUCCACCUUGGACACCGGGAUCGCCAGCCUGGUGAGGGCCAUCCGGAUCGCCCGCGCAGUUCGGGGCAUCCGACUCAUUCGAAUCUUCCGAUACAUUACAGCUCUCAGAACCCUGGCGCUAUCCAUUAUCAGCACGUUGGGUUCUUUGUUUUGGACAAUGGCUUUGUUCAUGCUCAUGUUUUAUUUCUUUGCCAUUGUCUUAACUCAGCUUGUGGCCGACAACUGUCGAUUCUUGAAAAUGGAUGGAGAUAGCCUGGGCACUGGGCCUCUGUGCCGAGAGAUCUUGCCAAAAUAUUGGGCAUCAGUGCCUGAGAGCAUGCUUACACUGUUCAUGGCCAUUACCAAUGGCGUCAGCUGGGAUGAAACCAUACGACCUCUUCGCGAAGUUUCCAAAGUGGCCAUCAUCUUCGUUGUUGCUUACGUAGCACUUGCUGUGUUCGCGAUUCUUAAUGUUGUCACUGGCGUCUUUUGCAACACUGCGAUUGAAUCUGCUCAUGCAGAUAAAGAGGUGGCCACUAUCAAGCAAGUUAAUUCAAAGGACCAACAGUUGGAUUCCUUGCGUUCUGUCUUCAGAGAGAUUGACAGCCGCUGCACCAACGAAGUGAGUUUCGAGGACGUUGAGGAGGCAAUCUCCAAAGGUGAGCUUGGCAGCUUCAUGGAGGCCAUGGGCGUCUCCACCGAUGAUGUCUGGACGCUUUGCAUGCUCCUGGAUUCCGACAAGAAUGGUAGGAUUGAUCUGGAAGAGUUCGUUUCUGGAUGCAUGCAAUUACACGGUCCAGCAAAGAGCUUGCAGCUGGCCAAGAUGAGUUUUGAGAACAAGUUGACUCGGCGAGCUAUCAAGCAGCUUACGGAGGAGAUGGCGGCGCUGAAGCGUUCUUUAAUGAGAAGCCGCGUAUCAGCUGCGCCUGCACGGGAGGCUUUUUGAUUUGGUCUGAGUUGGAGAUGGGCGUCAAACCAUAGAGUUGAUUUGGGAAUUUGGGAUUCCUCUAAGAGGUUCCCUUCCACGUCAUUUUGCCAACUGCUUGGAGUUGGCGUGUCCUUGUGUUUCAAUAGUGUUUCGUUGUUUGUUGAUUGUUUCAAUGAUCUGGAUCGCAG